Pocillopora verrucosa is the source of this 2255-nucleotide messenger RNA. The record is from RefSeq and is a predicted model, not a curated record. NCBI's taxonomy places the organism in Eukaryota, Metazoa, Cnidaria, Anthozoa, Scleractinia, Pocilloporidae.
AGCAAGAGAUUUAAUGUGGUGUAAUGUAACUUAACUAUCACCGCCCAUAAGCGCUGGUUUUAUCAUCGACUUGCAACAGAGAUUAAACCACCGGAGUACAGAUUGUGGGCUGUUCUGAUGACUCAAGAUGGCGGAAAGUGAAGUGAAUGGCGUCGGAGAACACGGUUUGUCCUGGCCGGUGAAAGUUCUUGAUGCAAGCAAGGACGGCGAAAUCGUAAAAUUCACCAUACAAACCAACAUUGUUGAUGACAGUGAUGAAGAGAAAGGAGUUGUAGUUCUUCGUCAGUAUGAAGACCUAGAGUGGCUCUCUCACUGUUUAAUAGCUCACAAUAAUGUGGAUGGAGUUGUUAUACCACCUUUACCUCCAAAGCCCAUGACCACAGUCAGUGCUGCAGAAGCAAAAUCUAAAAAGCAACUUGGGAAAGAUGCUAAAAACAUGGUUGCUGAUGAGUUUUCAAGAGAUUGUCGCAAUGUAGAGAAAUUUCUUCAACUUGUUGUUGCCCACCCAGCCUUUUCAAAAGAUGAAGAUUUGCAAAAGUUUUUGAAAGAGGAAAAUCCACCAGUCAGAAGCAAAGUGAAAAAAGGUCUUAUGACAAGUUUAUCACGAGCUGUGGAUGAUUUCAGGCAUCAUAGUCACAAGGAUCUUGAUGAAGAAUUUCAGAAGAAAAGAGAUUUUGUGGAAGAGUACACACCACUUACCAAGGAGACAUAUGGGAACUUCACCAAAAUGGUACACAGUCAGCAACGUGUUGCAUUAGCAGUGAAUGAUUUUAGUUCUGGCAUCAUGACAGCAUCGGCUGGUGAUGAUAAUAGUACCAAGGAAUUGAAAGGGAAAUUUGUGACUUUUUCAAGCGCACUAAAUGGUGUCAAGGAAUCACUGGAUGUUAUGUCCACUAAUGAUGACAACACAUUAGGUUUUACUUUAGAACUUUAUUCCAGAUACAUGGAUGCUGCCAAGGAGAUGCUUUUCCGUCGUACAUGUAAACUAGUUGAGUAUGAGAACGCAACAAAAGCACUGGAAAAAGCCAAACCCAAGAACCAAGAAAUGCUUCAAAAAGCCAAAGACGAUGCAGAGGAAGCAUACAAUUCAAUUUCAGAAGCUGCAAAGAAAGAGAUGAUCCGUUACAAUAGGCAAAGGGUGUUGAGCCUGCAAGCCAGUCUUAUCCAGUACGCUGAAUCGCGGUUAAAGAAUGGAAGAGAUACCUACGCCAUUUUGGCCAAACUAUUGAAUGACAUGAAAAAAUCUGCUUAAUCAAUGAGCACAGAGAAAAUAGACGGCACCGUAAAUUUGGGAGGCCAAAAUUUAUUUCUAAUUUUCUUUAUGAAAUUAGAUUAUGUUGAUUUGACACGGAUAAUACAAAAAUAAUUUUUAAAACGAUGCAAGGUCGUUUCAGGCAUUGGCUCACUCCAGGUGUUCAGUUAGUAAAACGGAGCAGAGACUGGAGCGGAAAAGUGAAACAGCAAGAGAGGCUUGGGUUAGGUGGGAUUCAUUGAGUGACUCAACCCAAGCCUCCCUCGCUUUUUCACUUCUCUGCUACUAUAGUGCUGUUUACUAUCACACUUUGUUUUGCCGACUGAAUGCCUGGAACAGGCUAUUCAGGCACUAAUCAUAACCAUUGCAAUUUCUUCAAAUGUGAUUGGUGCAUUAGCUGCUUCAUUUUUUCACUUCUCAUUCUGUACAGCUUUAAUUGGACAGCAUAAUUGGACAGUUGGCUUUAAUCGGAUACCUGUAAUUGGACAGUUGAAGCAACGAAUCAUACUAAGUUCAGUCAGCCAAAUCCACCAAUCACAGAGUUAAUCACAAUAACCAUAGCAACAACCACUUGUCUCAAAAAAAAAAUUAAGAAUUUCCAAAAUGGAGACAUAUUUUUUUACUGUAGACAUUGUCUAUACCAGAGAUAUUUGACCUAAAUGUAUUUCUUGUUUUCAGAAAUAAUAACAAUUAAGAUUAAAUGGUAACAGGACUUUUUGUCGUCCACUUCUUUCUGUAAUCAUACUCGUGAUUGACAAAUUGGUCUCUUGCUUUGCAGUCGUCCAAUUUUGUUAAUCACGUGUAUGAUAACAACAGACCGAAUAAGACUCCACUCAGUCCUAUUACCAUUGUAGAUUGGCUGGAAAUGGUGGCAAAAAUCCAGCAAUUACUUGAAAUUUAAUCAGCAAAUAUUUCAUGACAGAAAGAAAUUUUCCAAUUUUGUGAAGGCUACCAGCCUUGAAUCAAGGCUCCAGAACAUUCAAUAAACACUUAACAUGGUGAA